Papilio xuthus (Asian swallowtail) is the source of this 2484-nucleotide messenger RNA. RefSeq names its product FK506-binding protein 59kD (gene Fkbp59). The record is from RefSeq and is a predicted model, not a curated record. Gene Ontology annotation, molecular function: peptidyl-prolyl cis-trans isomerase activity; protein binding. The coding region runs from base 146 to 1567 and encodes 473 amino acids. Lineage: Eukaryota; Metazoa; Arthropoda; Insecta; Lepidoptera; Papilionidae. The transcript is spliced from 7 exons.
UUCGUGGUCGUUGUUUCUUGUCGUUGUCUGUGAACGCUGAUCGCACGUUUUGUACCGGCGAUUUUUACCAAUUUUUCGUACUUUUGCAAAGACAUUGAUUGUGUCUUCUUAAAUUGUGUAUAUAUAAAAUUAUUUUAAUUACAUUAUGACUGUAGACGAAGGGAUCGAUAUUUCUAAGGCGGGAGACCGCGGAGUAUUGAAGAGGAUCAUCAAAGAAGGAGAAGGCUCCGACACACCUAAUCCAGGUUGUCAGGUUACUGUUCAUUACACUGGCACUCUUUUAGAUGGUACUAAAUUUGAUUCCAGUAAAGACAGAAACGAUCCUUUCGAGUUUCAACUUGGCAAAGGUGAGGUGAUAAAAGCAUGGGACAUUGGAGUGGCGACGAUGAAGAAAGGGGAAGUGUGUGUGUUGACAUGUGCACCAGAGUAUGCUUAUGGUGCUGCUGGAAGCCCACCUAAAAUACCACCUAAUUCUACUUUACAGUUUGUGGUUGAAAUGAUUGACUGGAAAGUGGAAGAUCUUAGCCCUGGUAAGAAGAAGGGAAUCCUUCGGCACAUCCUAGAGCAAGGGUCUGGGCUGGAUUAUCCUAAUGAUGGGGCACUGGUUACAGUUGAACUUGAGGGGCGUUUACAAGCUGAUGGUAAAGUGUUUGAUACAAGAACAUUGAGCUUCACCCUCGGUGAAGGAACCGAGAAUAAUAUAUGUGAAGGUAUUGAAAGGGCCCUAGAGAAGUUUCAAAAAGGUGAAAAAUCCAGAUUGACCAUUGCACCAAAAUAUGGAUUCAAAUCAGAAGGAAAUGCAACUCUAGGUGUCCCUCCAGACACAACCUUAGAAUAUAUAGUGAAAUUAGUUAAUUUUGAGAAAGCCAAAGAGUCAUGGGCUAUGGACGGGGCAGAAAAACUUGAGCAAGCAAAGAUAUUCAAAGAGAAGGGCACCGGGUAUUUUAAGAACAACAAAUUCCAACUAGCUAUUAAAAUGUACAAGAGGGUUACUAGUUUACUUGAAGAUAUGAUUGAAGACACAUCAGAGAGUGAAGAGAACAAAACACAGGCCAAGGAAUUACUACUAUCAGCAUAUUUGAACCUCUCCCUGGUUUACCUGAAAGUGACACCGGCACAUCACUUUGAGGCGAGGGACUUUGCCACGAAGGCCCUGAAGUUUGACCCUGAUAAUGUAAAGGGUCGGUUUAGAAGGGGCCAAGCACUUCUUGGCUUGGGAGAAGCGGAGCAGGCUAUAGAAGAUUUCCAAAAGGUUGUUGAUGCUGAACCACAAAAUAAGGCGGCGGGCAAUCAAAUAAUCGUGUGCCGCGCAGCCAUACAGAAGCAGAAGCAAAAAGAGAAGCAGCUGUACGCGAACAUGUUCGAUAAGUUCGCAAAGCACGACUCGGAGAUUGAAAAGAUCCGAGCGAAGGCAGAAGUAGAUGUGAUAGGUGAGAAAGUGGGAGAGUGGGGUGUGGGCGAGGGCGAGUGGACCGACCAGCAGCGAGACCGCAAGCCCACAGAGUUUGAGAAGGAGAAUCCAAACAUACUCAUGCUAGACAAGGACGGACGCUUCCAGAACAUGUGAAUGUGCUCUUAUAACUAUGUUACUUUAACAUGAUAAAUGCCAUUGACUAGCCAACCGAGUUCACUUAGUGGCAUGCAAUGUGUUAAUAUCAUUUAUUGGUCGAGGAUUUAUUAAUUUUGAAUAAUCUUAAUUUCUUAUACGCAAAUUAAUUGAGAUAAAAUAUUUUGGAAUACAAUGAAGUUCUAAUAUAUUAUGACAAAUAUAUUGUCUCUUUCAAUCUCUAAAAAAAGUGAUAUUUGCAGUGUAUGCAUUAAAAAUAAAAUAGCUGGGGAGAGACAUUUAUUGCACUUAGUUGCAUCUUCUGUCCCUUGAGAAACAUGAGUGGCCAAGUUUGUAUCCAUUGCAGUUAUCUCCAUAUUAGAAGUUAUCUUAGCUUUUUUCUCUUCACCCCCUAUAGAAAUUGUUGAUCCCGGCAGGUCUUUCGACAAUUCCAAGUGGAAACUUUCGAUUAUAUGUAAGAAAGGCCGAAGUAACAUAGUUGCCGAUGCAAUUGCCGUUCGAUCUUUCUUUCUUCUCUCUUUCGACAUAAGUAGACUUGCUCGCCGAGUACGGCGUUUACUAACCAAUUGAAUGGUCAGCCGUGCUGCUUUCAUGUUUGCAAGACAUGAAUCAUCUAACCAAUUUAAUGGUCAGCCGUGGUGCUUCCUCGUCGCCAUUGUAGCAUUCGUUGCGUUAUAUUUGGCUCGUUCACGUACAGACACGUGUUGCCGAUCCAAAGUCCUGACAUCGACUAACGUCCCCUCUCUCCGGCAUGUACCCUCGAGACAAACAACACUACGUUUAUGCAUACACUACAGUAUUUUUUAGUAAUUAUUUCUAAAAGUAAUUUGUGAUGGUAACUUCAUAAGAACACAUUCCAUGAAUAUUCAUAUUUAAGUAUAUAACAGGGGCUAGGGUAGGUUAGAUCUUGAGCAUUU